CUAGUUGAUGAAAUAACUUGAUUUAAAACAUAAAAUACAGAAGGAAUUUUUGGGUUUACAGAGAAUUUUACUCUACUUUUCGACUCUUUAACAUUUUCACAUUUCCCGCAAAAUGCAAUUAAAUAUGUCUUCCUAUUAGAACAAUCUAAAGAAUCAAUUAAUUGAAUCCAUACAAGGAAUUUUAGUCCUUGUUAUUUUCCUAUAUAAAUGCAAAUAUGAGCUGAGAACAUUCAUCAGUUUCAUCAGUCUUUAAGUCUCAUCAGGAUGUCUUCUAUUCGUUCAGUUCUAAUCUCAGCAGUUAUUCUUGUUGUCAUUGCCAUGUGCAAUUGCCAGCUGACAUUUUCACCAGGCUGGGGUAAACGCUCAUCUUCAGCUGGUAUUUUUGAACCACAUCCUGGCAAUUGUCACAAUGCCAACGAAAUGUUAAUGGACAUUUUCAAAUUUGUUCAGAAUGAAGCUCAAAUGUAUUUGGAUUGUAAUCAACAAAAGUAAAGGAAUAUCAAUCAAUCUUUUCUCUCUCUCAAAAUGAAUCCUGGGAUUGGCCUUAAAAUGAAUAUGUUACAAUAUAAUUUCUUCUUCUUCUCCAAUUAAUGAUGUCGCAUAGGUUCCGUACCUUGGGUAAAAGUCAUAUUUUACCAUUAUUUGUUUUUGUAAGCCAAAUUUUGUUUCGGUUCUUAAAUAUAUGAUAAAUAUGAUACAGUUAUAAUAUCUACCUAUGUAUACACAAAUAAACUUAUAUGAAUAAAUUUGUUGACUUUCA
Molecule: messenger RNA, 760 nt
Organism: Episyrphus balteatus (marmalade hoverfly)
Lineage: Eukaryota; Metazoa; Arthropoda; Insecta; Diptera; Syrphidae
Product: adipokinetic hormone
Exons: 4
Coding region: 265-492 (75 amino acids)
Cellular component (GO): extracellular region
Molecular function (GO): hormone activity
Source: RefSeq, a predicted model, not a curated record